Messenger RNA from Epithele typhae, 1014 nucleotides. Its product is annotated as RlpA-like double-psi beta-barrel-protein domain-containing protein-containing protein. The record is from RefSeq and is a predicted model, not a curated record. The transcript has 6 exons. NCBI's taxonomy places the organism in Eukaryota, Fungi, Basidiomycota, Agaricomycetes, Polyporales, Epitheliaceae. Bases 1 to 1014 code for a protein of 337 amino acids.
AUGCACUUCCUCACUCUCGUUGCUGUCGUUUCCGCUGCUGUUUCCGGCGCGUCCGCCAUCGUCAUCCCCGGCAAGCACGUCCGUCACGCUCGCACGGAGAAGCCUGCCACCUACUACGAGCCUUACCUGGAGCCCUACGACACGUACCACACUCGGUACGAGACUCUCGGUUGCGAGGACAAGCACGACACGCAGUUCUUCGCCGACUGCUGCCACCCUAUGCUGUCGACCGAGACGCUCCAGGGCAACCGCAAGGCUUACUGCAACCCUGCCAACGUCGUCUCUUCCACCGCGGUCUCCUCUACCGCGUCUGCCGCCACCGCCACCGGUACCCAGGUCCUGAGCACUGGUGACGACGAGGACUGCGAUGAUGAGGACGACAGUGGCGAUGACGAAGACGACUGUGACGAUACCGAUGACGAGGACGACGAGGACUGCGACGAGGACGACUCUACCAGCUCUGCCGUCCCUACCUCAACUUCGGUCUCUCACUCUUCGUCGGCGGCCCCCGUGACGUCCACCCACGCCUCCUCGACCAAGGCCGAGACCACCUCCACCAAGGUCGAGGCCACCUCCACCAAGGUUGAAACCACCUCCACCAAGGAUGAGACCACCUCCACCGUGGCGCCCACUACUUCCACCCACAAGGCUUCGCCCACUUCGACCUCAAAGUCGAGCACUGCCACGUCUGGUAGCAGCACCUUCUCUGGAGAUGCCACGUUCUUCUACCAACUCGGCCAAGCGGGUGCCUGUGGAAUCGUUCACCAGGACAGCGACUUCGUCAUUGCCCUGCAGACCGAGCUCUACGGCAACAUCAACGCGAAGUCGUCGAACUGUGGCCGCAAGAUCAAGCUGACCAACACCAAGAACGGAAAGACCGUCGAGGCGGUCGUUGCAGACGCUUGCCCCACUUGCACCCAGGGCCACGAUCUUGAUCUCUCCUUUGGGGCCUUCAUGCAGAUUGCCACCGAGGAGGAGGGCGAGGUUCCCAUCACCUGGCAGUUCAUCUCGUAA